AUGGUAAAGACAAGGAAUACUAAUUUUGAAGGGCAACAAUCCGAAGAGGAGCACCAGUCCGGGGCCGAGACGGUUGAGGAGACAAACUUGACCGAUAUGGUACGCCAGAUGAAGGAGGAAAUGAUCGCCAUGAAACAGCAGCGAGAGAGAGAUGCCGCCGAGAUGGCCGCAUUGAAAGAAGAGAAUGCUGCUCUAAAAAACCAAUACCGAGACCCCACAUGGAAACCAUCUGAGACGACCCACACUCAGGGAUCGUUCCACUCGCACGGUCAUCACACCUCUAUUCCUCAUACCUCUGUCGCGCCCCCAGACAUCCAUGCUUCGAUCGGAAGACCGGCACAACCAAUGCCGGCCAGAGCACACCGACAUCCAUUUACGCCGAACAUCAUGCAAUCGGCACUUCUUGACCAUUGGAAGUCCCUGCCCCUUGACAAAUACGAUGGUACAACCGACCCAGAUGAGCACGUGGAUGUGUUUUUGACACAGGUUACCUUGAGCACCACCGAUGAUGUCGCGCUAUGCCGAAUCUUUCCGACUUCCUUGAAGGGGCGAGCGCUGAGUUGGUUCACCCGACUCCCAGCUAAUUCUGUCGACUCAUUCGGCACGCUGGCCUCCCAGUUCACAAUCCAGUUCGCCACCAGCCGCCCUCAUCAGCUAACCUCGUUGGCAUUAGUUAGCAUUCGUCAAGAUAGAAAGGAGUCUCUUCGAACGUUCAUGAGCCGAUUCAGCAAAGCGUCUCUCAAAAUCCGAGACCUAAACCCUGCUGUGGCUCUACAUCAUCUCACAACCGCUCUAAAACCAGGUCCCUUUGCCAACAGCAUCUGCAAAAAACCGCCGACCGAUAUGGAUAACUUGCGGCGAUGA
Molecule: messenger RNA, 864 nt
Organism: Cajanus cajan (pigeon pea)
Lineage: Eukaryota; Viridiplantae; Streptophyta; Magnoliopsida; Fabales; Fabaceae
Source: RefSeq, a predicted model, not a curated record